Molecule: messenger RNA, 4192 nt
Organism: Lipotes vexillifer (Yangtze River dolphin)
Lineage: Eukaryota; Metazoa; Chordata; Mammalia; Artiodactyla; Lipotidae
Gene: CLIP2
Product: CAP-Gly domain containing linker protein 2
Exons: 17
Coding region: 338-3481 (1047 amino acids)
Biological process (GO): cytoplasmic microtubule organization
Cellular component (GO): nucleus; microtubule plus-end; cell cortex
Molecular function (GO): microtubule plus-end binding
Source: RefSeq, a predicted model, not a curated record
GCUCGGCCACCGGGAGCGCAGGCGGCGGCCGGGGCUGCCAGGGUCAGCGCCUCCCGCCUUUCCGCCGCCGCCCGGCCGGCCGCACACGCGGCGCGAGGCCCGGGCCCGGAGCGCGAACGCGGAGCCCCGGGCGCCAGGAGGGGCUGCAGCCGGUGGGCAGUGGCGCGCGGGGAGGGGCCGCAGCAUCCUCUGUCCCCGCGGCGCCCGGGCCGGGAGAGGAGGGGGCCGGGUGCCCGGCCACCCGCCGCUCAACCUGAUGCUGGAAGGGCGAAGGUGAGUGACGAUGGCGGAGAGCACGUGACCUGCACGGACCCUUCUCUGCCCACCGAGUGGCACCAUGCAGAAGCCCAGCGGCCUGAAGCCCCCCGGCCGCGGGGGGAAGCACUCAAGUCCCAUGGGCCGGACGUCCACUGGAUCAACCUCGGCCUCUGCCACUGUGACGGCCACUGGCUCCAAGGAAGGCUCCCCCCUGCACAAGCAGGCCUCGGGCCCCCCGGCCGCAGCCCCCGCCGCCCCCGAGAAGCCCGGCGCCAAGGCGGCCGAAGUGGGCGACGAGUUCGUGGGGGACUUCGUGGUGGGCGAGCGCGUGUGGGUGAAUGGCGUGAAGCCGGGCGUGGUGCAGUACCUGGGCGAGACACAGUUUGCGCCGGGCCAGUGGGCGGGCGUGGUGCUGGACGAGCCGGUGGGCAAGAACGACGGCGCCGUGGGCGGCGUGCGUUACUUCGAGUGCCCGGCCCUGCAGGGCAUCUUCACGCGGCCUUCCAAGCUGACCCGGCAGCCUGCGGCCGAGGGCUCGGGCAGCGACGCGCACUCGGUCGAGUCGCUGACCACCCAGAACCUGUCGCUGCACUCGGGCACGGCCACACCGCCGCUGACCAGCCGCGUCAUCCCCCUGCGGGAGAGCGUCCUCAACAGCUCCGUCAAGACCGGCAACGAGUCGGGCUCCAACCUCUCCGACAGCGGCUCUGUGAAGCGGGGUGACAAGGACCUGCGUCUGGGAGACCGUGUGCUGGUUGGUGGGACGAAGACUGGCGUGGUACGGUACGUCGGGGAGACAGACUUUGCCAAGGGCGAGUGGUGUGGCGUGGAGCUGGACGAGCCCCUUGGGAAGAACGAUGGGGCGGUGGCGGGCACCAGGUACUUCCAGUGCCCACCCAAGUUUGGUCUCUUCGCACCCAUCCACAAGGUAAUCCGCAUCGGCUUCCCAUCCACCAGCCCAGCCAAGGCCAAGAAGACCAAGCGCAUGGCCAUGGGAGUCUCGGCACUGACCCACAGUCCCAGCAGUUCCUCCAUCAGCUCUGUCAGCUCUGUGGCCUCCUCCGUGGGGGGCCGGCCCAGCCGCAGUGGCCUGCUCACGGAGACCUCUUCGCGCUAUGCCCGCAAGAUCUCGGGCACGACUGCCUUGCAAGAGGCGCUGAAGGAGAAACAGCAGCACAUCGAGCAGUUGCUGGCUGAACGGGACCUGGAGCGGGCCGAGGUGGCCAAGGCCACGAGCCACAUCUGUGAGGUGGAGAAGGAGAUCGCCCUGCUCAAGGCACAGCAUGAGCAGUAUGUUGCAGAGGCAGAGGAGAAGCUGCAGCGGGCCCGGCUGCUGGUGGAGAGCGUGCGGAAAGAGAAGGUGGACCUGUCCAACCAGCUGGAGGAGGAAAGGAGGAAGGUGGAGGACCUGCAGUUCCGAGUGGAGGAGGAGUCCAUCACCAAGGGAGACCUGGAGACCCAGACGCAGCUGGAGCACGCACGCAUUGGCGAGCUGGAGAAAAACCUGCUACUGGAGAAGGCGCAGGCCGAGCGGCUGCUCCGAGAAUUAGCCGACAACAGGCUGACCACGGUGGCCGAGAAGUCGCGGGUGCUGCAGCUGGAGGAGGAGCUGAGCCUGCGGCGCGGGGAGAUCCAGGAGCUGCAGCAGUGCCUGCUACACUCCGGCCCGCCCCCCGCCGAUCACCCCGAGGCCGCCGAGACCCUGCGGCUGCGGGAGCGGCUGCUGUCCGCCAGCCAGGAGCACCAGAGGGAGAGCGGCAUGUUGAGGGACAAGUACGAGAAGGCGCUGAGGGCCUACCAGGCGGAGGUGGAGAAGCUGCGGGCGGCCAACGAGAAGUACGCACAGGAGGUGGUGGACCUCAAGGCCAAGGUCCAGCAGGCCACCAGCGAGAACAUGGGGCUCAUGGACAACUGGAAGUCCAAGCUGGACUCGCUGGCCUUGGACCACCAGAAGUCCCUGGAGGACCUCAAGGCCACCCUGAACUCGAGCCCGGGUGCCCAGCAGAAGGAGAUCGGGGAGCUGAAGGCUGUGAUGGAGGGCAUCAAGAUGGAGCACCAGCUGGAGCUGGGCAACUUGCGGGCCAAGCACGACAUUGAGACGGCCAUGCACGUGAAGGAGAAAGAGGGCCUGCGGCAGAAGCUGCAAGAGGCCCAGGAGGAGCUGGCCGGGCUGCAACAGCACUGGCGGGCCCAGCUGGAGGUGCAGGCCAGCCAGCACCGGCUGGAGCUGCAGGAGGCCCAGGACCGGUGCCGCGACGCCGAGCUGCGGGGGCGCGAGCUGGAGAAGCUGGACGUGGAGUACCGGGGCCAGGCGCAGGCCAUUGCGUUCCUCAAGGAGCAGAUCUCCCUGGCCGAGAAGAAGAUGCUAGACUAUGAGCUGCUGCAGCGCUCAGAGGCCCAGAGCAAGCAGGAGGCCGAGAGGCUGCGGGAGAAGCUUCUGGUCACUGAAAACAGACUCCAGGCUGUCGAGUCCCUGUGUUCGGCCCAGCACACCAACAUGAUUGAGUCCAACGACAUUUCAGGGGAGAAGAUGAGGAUGAAGGAGACUGUGGAGGGCCUGCAGGACAAGCUGAACAAGAGGGACAAAGAGGUGACAGCCUUAACAUCCCAGACCGAGAUGCUCAGGGCCCAAGUAAGUGCACUGGAGAGCAAGUGCAGGUCGGGAGAGAAGAAGGCGGACGCCCUCCAGAAGGAGAAGCGGCGCUUGGAGGUGGAGCUGGAGGCCGUGUCCCGGAAGACCCAUGACGCCUCGGGCCAGCUGGUGCUCAUCAGCCAGGAGCUGCUCAGGAAGGAGCGGAGCCUGAACGAACUGCGUGUGUUGCUUCUGGAGGCCAAUCGCCACUCCCCGGGGCCUGAGAGGGACCUGAGCCGCGAGGUCCACAAGGCCGAGUGGCGGAUCAAGGAGCAGAAACUCAAGGAUGACAUCCGGGGCCUGCGGGAACAGCUGACCAGGCUGGACAAAGAGAAGUCCCUGUCGGAUCAGAGGCGCUACUCCCUCAUUGAGCCGUCCUCGUGCUCGUCACCGGAGCUCCUGCGGCUGCAGCACCAGCUGAUGAGCACAGAGGAUGCCCUGCGGGACGCGCUGGACCAGGCUCAGCAGGUGGAGAGGCUCAUGGAGGCUAUGAGGGGCUGCCCCGAUAAGUCCCAGGCCACCAGCAAUUCCGGUUCUGCAAAUGGCAUCCACCAGCAAGACAAGGCCCACAAACAAGAGGACAAGCACUGACCCUGAGGGACACUGUGGAGCUGCCCGGUCCACACCAGAGCCCCUCCAGCCUGCCCCAGCGGCGCCACCUCCAGGCAGGGGCUAGGACUGUCGCUUUGGAGAAGAGAACAGUGUAACAAUAACGUACCCACCGCCGUGGACAAUCCCCCACCCCGACCCCCCUGCCGGACCAGGAGGCUUCCUCAAGCGCGACCUUCCACAGAAGGCGGUACAGCCCCAGCCUGGCCCCGGGACCUUGAGCCUGGACGCCCUGGACACCCUGGACACCCCGGCGGUUUCUGGAGUUGGUUUGGCGAGGCCGAGGUGAUCUGGCCAGGCCCCCUCCCCAGAAGGAGCUGCCCUGAGGACCAUCGUGGCCCUCUGGGCACGUCCCUGCCCUCCCUUUCUUCUCCUGGGUUCCUCUCAGACCCCAGAGCCAUUGUCCUGGGAAGGGGCCAGAGGAGGGCUCCAGCUUCUCCUUCAGGCACCAAGGAGGGAAGUCCAGCCCUUAGGAGCCAGGUGGGGGACCCCCUUUUCUGUUGCUGCUUCCAGGCCAAGGCAGUCCCCAGGGCUUCUUGUCUCCGCAUACUGAGCCUCUUUCAUGCAGUGGUACAAGCUCCAGCCCGUCUGCCCAGUGAGGCUCCAGGUUCAAAGUGCUUGGGAGGCAAGGCCCUUCGUUCCCACCCUGACCCCAACGCACACACAGCUCCGAGCUGCUGGCCGGAGGGUAGU